CGUAAUCUUGGGCGCUCGCCGGGCAGUUUGAGGUGCGCUUGACUACCCCCCCACCACCAGCACCACCACUACCCGGUGAUCUCCGUGUGGUUCGGGCCCUCAGAACGUUGGAUUUGCCCUCCUUCUUCUUUCUGAAGAUCGGAAGUCGGCCGCCAGAUCUCGGAGCUUUGACACGCGAGGCUGAGUUCCCGUUUUCCGGUUCUGCCCGCGGGAACCUCCGGGGAAACGUGAAAGAGAAGGGCAUGCGUCCGAUGACAGGCCCCUUCGGUGUCUGCGCGCUCGCGGGGUCCAGCCUUGCGCUGCUGUAUAAUCGUUCUCGCACUUCUGGCGGCGGCUGCGUUUGUGACUAUUUAAGUGGAAACUGAUGCAAUCCUACCCACUCCACAAGGGCCCCAAAGACCUGGCCGAUCCAUCCAAUUUUCAGACACGUGUACUUGCACGUUCAGCGGAGAAGAGCUUAAAUACUGAAGACAGUGGGGAAGUGCUAGCAUUUUAAGGGAUUCGUGUAUUUCCCAAACUGAUUGUUGACCACCAUCCAACACCGGCAGUGUGGGACUCGUGGGCGUCUCUCGCCAUCCUGCGGCUCCAACAUGUUCUGUUGGUUAAAUCGGCUGAACAGGGGUUUAGCCACACCCACCGGAAGGAUCCCCCAGCUGAUCUGGGGUACUUUCUCCAGAAGUCUGGUGCUGAGUUCACAGAGGAGAAUUCCAGAAUUCAGUAGCUUUGUUGCCCGGACCAACACAUGUGGAGAGUUGCGUUCUUCUCACUUAGGCCAAGAAGUCACCUUGUGUGGAUGGAUUCAAUACCGAAGGCAAAACAUCUUCCUGGUCCUAAGAGAUUUCCACGGGCUUGUUCAAGUUGUCAUUCCCCAGGAUGAGUCGGCUGCUUCUGUGAAGAAGAUUUUAUGUGAAGCCCCCGUGGAAUCUGUGGUGAAAGUAUCUGGGACAGUAAUUUCCCGACCUCCAGGACAAGAGAAUCCAAAAAUGCCAACAGGUGAGAUUGAAAUCAAGGUUAAGACAGCUGAACUUCUGAAUUCCUGCAAGAAGCUGCCCUUUGAAAUUAAGGACUUUGUGAAGAAAACAGAGGCUCUUCGUUUGCAGUAUCGUUACUUAGACUUGCGUAGUUUCCAAAUGCAGCGUAACCUGCGGCUGAGGUCCCAGAUGGUCAUGAAAAUGCGGGAAUAUCUCUGUAAUCUACACGGGUUUGUGGAUGUAGAAACACCAACACUGUUUAAGAGGACGCCAGGGGGUGCAAAAGAAUUUGUAAUACCAUCCAGGGAACCAGGGAAGUUCUAUUCUCUCCCUCAGAGUCCUCAACAGUUUAAGCAGCUUCUGAUGGUUGGUGGUAUAGACAGGUAUUUUCAGGUUGCCCGAUGUUACCGAGAUGAAGGUUCAAGACCAGACAGACAGCCUGAGUUUACUCAGAUUGACAUAGAGAUGUCUUUUGUAGACCAGACCGGGAUCCAGAGACUAAUUGAGGGUUUGCUCCAGUAUUCCUGGCCCGAUGACAAAGGCCCUUUGGGGGUUCCUUUUCCUUCCAUGACUUUUGCUGAGGCGUUGGCCAGCUAUGGAACUGAUAAGCCUGAUACUCGCUUUGGGAUGAAGAUUGUAGAUAUCAGUGAUGUGUUCAGAAACACCAAGGUUGGAUUUCUUCGGGAUGCACUGAGUAAACCCCAGGGGGCCGUCAAAGCCAUACGUGUCCCUGGUGGAGCGAAAUACUUAAAAAGGAAAGACAUUGAGCCCAUUAGGAAAUUUGCAGCUGAUCAUUUUAAUCAGGAAGUCUUACCUGUGUUCCUGAAAGCCAAUAGGCACUGGAAUUCUCCAGUUGCUAACUUCAUAAUGGAGGAGCAAGGGUUGAGCCUCACCAGACUGAUAGAGAUCCAAGAGGAGGACGUGAUCCUGCUAACCGCUGGAGAGCACAGGAGAGCAUGCUCCUUGUUGGGAAAAUUACGACUGGAAUGUGCUGACCUUCUAGAAGCAAGAGGAGUGGUGCUCCGAGACCCAGCUGUGUUCUCCUUCCUUUGGGUGGUGGAUUUCCCGCUCUUCCUUCCCAAGGAGGAAAAUCCCGGAGAGCUGGAGUCAGCCCAUCACCCAUUUACUGCUCCCCACCCCAGUGACAUCCACCUCCUGUACACUGAGCCCGAAAAGGCCCGUAGCCAACACUACGACUUGGUUUUAAACGGCAGUGAGAUAGGAGGUGGUUCCAUCCGGAUUCACGAGGCACGGCUGCAGCACCACGUCCUAGAAGCAGUCCUGAAGGAAGAUGUGAAAUUGCUCUCCCACCUGCUCCAGGCUUUAGAUUACGGGGCGCCCCCUCAUGGAGGAAUUGCCUUAGGGUUAGACAGACUGAUAUGCCUUGUCACUGGAGCACCAAGCAUCAGAGAUGUCAUAGCCUUCCCGAAAUCCUUCCGGGGGCACGACCUCAUGAGUGACGCCCCAGAUUUUAUCCCUCCUGAGGAACUGAAGCCCUAUCACAUCCAGGUCUCCUGGCCAACUGACUCAGAAGCAGAAAAGAAAUCACUGAAUCAUCCACACUAUCCAGAAAGCUGAGCUUUGGAGUCUUGUCCUCUUUGCUUCCUCAAGGCUCAAAUGAGAUCCGUAGUUCUGGUCUGACAAGUAUUUAGGUGGAAAGAGUCCAGACAACAGUUGUCACAAUGAAGACACAGAAAGUACCCAGUUUUGACUUGAAAACAUGCAUUAUUAGGAUUUUUUUGUUUGGGACUUUUUUGAAGUUUCUUUUUCCUUCGAGAGUUGGAAAGGUGGCUCUUUGUUGCAGUAAUAUAAUGGCUAAGUGUUUUCUAAUCAUGUUUUCCGUACCUGG
Messenger RNA from Rhinolophus ferrumequinum (greater horseshoe bat), 2820 nucleotides. It is a transcript of the gene DARS2, whose product is annotated as aspartyl-tRNA synthetase 2, mitochondrial. Gene Ontology annotation, cellular component: mitochondrion; cytoplasm. Gene Ontology annotation, biological process: aspartyl-tRNA aminoacylation. Bases 591 to 2549 code for a protein of 652 amino acids. The record is from RefSeq and is a predicted model, not a curated record. Gene Ontology annotation, molecular function: nucleic acid binding; aspartate-tRNA ligase activity; ATP binding. Lineage: Eukaryota; Metazoa; Chordata; Mammalia; Chiroptera; Rhinolophidae. The transcript is spliced from 17 exons.